Aspergillus alliaceus is the source of this 3219-nucleotide messenger RNA. Its product is annotated as ribonuclease Z. Gene Ontology annotation, cellular component: mitochondrion. The transcript has a single exon. Gene Ontology annotation, biological process: mitochondrial tRNA 3'-end processing. The record is from RefSeq and is a predicted model, not a curated record. NCBI's taxonomy places the organism in Eukaryota, Fungi, Ascomycota, Eurotiomycetes, Eurotiales, Aspergillaceae. The coding region runs from base 1 to 3219 and encodes 1072 amino acids. Gene Ontology annotation, molecular function: 3'-tRNA processing endoribonuclease activity.
AUGAAGUUCUUCUACCAGGUCGUGACGACCCCCACGGCCGAUACGCCGGGCACGACGGUCCUACUUCAAUUUCCCGAAAAGCGUUAUUUCUUCGGACAGAUUUCUGAGGGCACCCAGCGGGCGUGCACGGAACGUGGGGUCAGAUUCACUUAUCUCACCGAUGUUUUUCUCUCGGGUCGAAUGGAAUGGAGCAAUAAUGGCGGCUUGGUUGGCGUGAUUCUUACACUGGCUGAUGGGCUUGCCAGUAUUAACAAUGCCCAGGAGGCGACUGCUCGUGAAAAGGAGGCCCGCCUACAAAAGUCUGGUCAAAAGCCUGCAGCCAAGUCCAAGUUGCAGCACGGUAAGCCCAUUGCCAUUCAGGGCGGAGAGGCCGUCCCACAACGGGGCACCUUGACGAUCCAUGGGGGUAAGAAUCUGGCGCACACCUUGGCCACUGCGCGGAGGUUUGUUUUCCGGAGGGGUAUGCCGGUUUUCACACGGGAAUACGACAGCGAGAGCAUGGCCAAGAAAGCGUCCGUGGAAGCGGAUGAUCCCUUCAAACAGCCCACGUGGUCCGAUGAUAAUAUCAAGGUAUGGGCUAUGCCUAUCAGCCCUCCCACAUCUUGGCGGCCCAAGGGCGUACCCCGUGCUGCCCCUCAAAGCCCGAGAAAGAGGAGCCUUGAUGAGUUCAGAGAGGAUGUCUCUCAGGAGACCCUCGACCCACACACUCGAGAUCAGUUUAUCAGACAGUCGAUUAUUACCGACAUGUUCAAUUCCAACUGGAAAUUAGAUGCUCUAGUUGAAACCCCUCUGGCAGAAGUGAAGAUGCCCGCAGUCAUGUUUGUCCGCAAUCCUGAGACCAGGGCGCUUGAGCAAUACACAGGUCCCGCUCCGGGCAGCCGUGAACCCUUGCCAGAUAUCAAAGUGCUGGUGCGCCAACCUUGGCCAGGUGCAGCCGUCGAGAAAAUUCCCUCCACAACCUGGUGCGAUGAGGCUAUGUCUUAUAUCGUACGAAACCACGACAUCAGAGGCAAAUUCGAUUCUAAGAGAGCGCUGGAGCUGAAAGUCCGUAAAGGCGCGGACUUUGGACGGCUAACAAAGGGUGAAAGUGUUACGUCAGAAGAUGGAAAGACUAUCACGCCGGAGAUGGUUCUGGGACCCCCACGACUUGGAAAAGGUCUAGCAAUCAUUGACCUGCCUACCCCAGAAUACGUCGAGAGCCUUGUCAGUAGGCCGGAAUGGAAGUCACCUUCUGUGACUACGAACCUCGAAGCAUUCAUUUGGAUUCUAGGCCCCGGGGUCGGAGAUCAUCCCCAACUCCGUGAGUUUGUUGCAAGUAUGCCCCAUUGCAAGCACACCGUGUCUAGUUCAGACUAUUGCCCAAACUACUUGGCUCUCCCAAGUAUUGCCGGGUCUUCUGUUCGUAUGGCGCAGCUGAGGAGCGAUAACUAUCCAGUACCAGUUCACGACAACGCGAGUCUUCCCCAGCUAGGAACGCCUACUCACGGCUCAGAGAUCACAGCGAGAAGCGUGCAGAAUUCGCCAUUUGAGGCUAUAGAACCUGGUCUCAUCAUUGACAUGGAACCCAAUUUCAACAUCAACCGUUCCGAGGUUGCUCCAAGAUUUAAUGCAAUCGAGGCAGUGCGGCAAAUGCCUGUAGCCGUUCAGAGGCGAAUGAGUACCAUCCACAAGCGCGUUAGAAAAGAGGAAUUUCAGGAAAAGUUACAAAAGUUCCGGAAGGACCUUCCAGGGGCCGAUGUGGAAAUCACCACUCUGGGCACCGGUUCAUCUGCCCCGUCCAAGUACCGUAAUGUGUCCAGCACGCUUGUCCAUGUUCCUAGCUAUGGCUAUUAUUUACUCGACUGUGGUGAAAACACACUUGGCCAGCUCAAGCGUGUCUUUGAGCCCGAAAAGUUGCGGGAGGUUCUACAGAACUUGCGGAUGAUCUGGAUUAGCCAUCUCCAUGCAGACCACCACCUUGGUACUGCGUCUGUUAUCAAGGCUUGGUUUCAGGAGAAUUAUCCGAAUGGGGAUUCGCGAACAAGCACUAUUGAGACAGAUAUGUCCAAAAUACUCAAGGAAAAGCGCUUGUUUCUCGUAUCUGACGAACACAUGGUGUCGUGGCUCGAAGAGUAUGCAAGCGCCGAGAACUUUGGCUUCGGGAAAUUAGUCCCCUUGUCCGCCUAUCCUGCGAUUCACAACAAGGCGCUCCGGACAAAGUUCGUGUACCGGCACUGCCGUGCGGACGGCUCUUUCCCCAACUACGAAUCGGAGACUGCAAAACCCCAGACUACAGAGCUUGCUUUCGACAACGAAUCAUCUCCGCUCACGCCAAUGCUCCGGGAAGCGACAGGGCUUUCCGAUAUCCUAACCACAAGGGUGUCACAUUGCCGCGGCGCCAUGGCGGUUUCACUGGUCUUCCCGGAUGGCUUCAAAGUUUCCUUCUCGGGCGACUGCCGGCCUUCAGCAAGCUUCGCACACAUUGGACAUGGAUCCACUGUUCUCAUCCAUGAAGCUACCUUCCAAGACAACAUGGGUGUGUCUGCGAUUGCCAAGAAGCACUCGACGACGUCCGAAGCCCUGGAGGUUGGCCGUAGAAUGGAAGCCCGUUCUAUCUUGCUCACGCACUUCAGUCAACGGUACCAGAAGAUCGCCCAUGUGGAGAAGAACCAAGGGGCCACACAGCGCGAAGAGGUCGUGGUUAAACCGGAACAGCCCGAUGUUCCAGACAACGAAGCAGAAGAGGCAUCCCAAACGCCAACCUCCCACGAUUGUCCUUCCAUGUGGGCCACGAUUAAGGUACAGGAAAAACCAGAGGUCAAGGUACCCAUCGUCGCCGCCUUCGACUACAUGCGCAUCCGCGUUGGCGAUAUGCCCAUCGCACAGGCGUAUGCACCAGCAGUCGAGAAACUCUUCGACAUCUUAGAACGCACCUCAGAAGAAGAGUCCGAGAAACACAGACAAGAAAAGGAGAAGCAGGAGGCUGCGAGAUUGCAAGAGAAGAUGAGAAGAAAGGCCAAGCAUGAGAAGAAGGCGAAGGCCGGUGUUGUUACCGAAGUGGAACCCACCCCUGCCCUCGCCGAAGAAAUGGACGUCGACAAGAAGUCCCCAGUCAAGCGUCAUUCGGCCUGGAGCGCCAGUGAGAGUGAAAGCGGCUGGAGCACUAGUGGCGAUGACAGCGAAAUCGAGGUCUCCAGGAGACCCAGCAGUCCGAAGAAGACCGAAAAAUCUUCUAUAUAA